UAUUACUAGUACUCACCUUUUGGCUUUUGCCAAACAAGACGCUAGUAAUCUCACCUUCUCACCAACCUUUGGUCACCGCAUUUCUAGGUCAUCACCAACCUGGGCCCUACGAAAUUCUCCCAAAGAAGGGACUUUUAUGUGCUCACUAUGCCCAACUGAGUUCCCGUCCCAAAGUUUUUGAAGUCCCGCACAAUCCAUUCAUCCAUCUCCACCCAGAUUUGAAGCUUCUUUUCUGCAGCAGCAAGGGAAAAUGUCGUGCGAUGGAAUUCUUCUGGGGAUGGGAAACCCCCUCCUCGACAUUUCUGCCGUCGUCGACCAUGAUUUCUUGAACAAGUACGAAGUCAAGUUGAACGAUGCAAUUCUGGCGGAUGAAAAGCACUUGCCUAUGUAUGAAGAAAUGACUUCUAAGUACAAUGUUGAGUACAUUGCUGGAGGUGCUACUCAAAAUUCAAUCAGGGUUGCUCAGUGGAUACUUCAAAAACCAGGUGCAACCAGUUUCAUGGGUUGCAUUGGAAAGGACAAGUUUGGGGAGGAGAUGAAGAAGAAUGCAAAAGAUUCUGGUGUUAAUGUUCACUAUUAUGAGCAUGAAACAACUGCAACAGGUACUUGUGCUGUCUGUGUCAUUGAUGGUGAGAGGUCACUCAUUGCCAACUUGUCUGCUGCAAAUUGCUACAAGCCUGAUCAUUUGAAAAAACCCGAAAAUUGGGCUUUGGUUGAGAAGGCCAAGUACUACUACAUUGCUGGAUUCUUCCUCACUGUUUCCCCCGAAUCAAUUCAGCUUGUUGCAGAGCAUGCAGCUGCCAACAACAAGGUGUUCACGACAAACCUUUCUGCUCCAUUUAUUUGCGAGUUUUUCCGGGAUGCACAAGAGAAGGCUCUGCAGUAUGCGGACUACGUCUUUGGAAAUGAGACAGAAGCAAGAACUUUCUCUAAAGUUCAUGGUUGGGAGACUGAUAAUGUUGAAGAAAUAGCUUUGAAGAUUUCGCAGUGGCCUAAGGCAUCCGGAACUCACAAGAGGAUCACUGUCAUCACUCAGGGUGCAGAUCCAGUUGUCGUGGCCGAGGACGGGAAAGUAAAACUGUUUCCUGUCAUAUUGUUGCCAAAAGAAAAACUCAUUGACACCAAUGGUGCAGGUGAUGCAUUUGUGGGAGGGUUCCUGUCACAGUUGGUCCAGGAGAAACCGAUCGCAGAUUGCAUCCGAGCAGCUUGUUACGCCGCCAAUGUCAUCAUCCAGAGGCCCGGCUGCACCUACCCCGAGAAGCCCGACUUCGAAUAAAUUACGCAAUUCUUUUUUUCCCCCUCUAGCCACACCCCUUUUCCUUCUUGAUUCUUGAGAAAGAUUCAUUGAGGGGUGAUAAUAGUCUUCUUCUUCUGAUGAUGAAGGAACAAAGCUGGCAAUAGUAAAAAUAAUUCUAAGUGUGUUUUGGAUUAUCUCCACGAAUUUGUGUUUUUUAUUAAAAAAAAAUACAUUUUUCGUUUGUAUUUUGCAGUUUUUUAAUGCAUUGUUAUGGUAAUGAUACUCUAUAAUCCGUAUUAUAUUGUGAGUGUUUUUCUGUGCUUA
Messenger RNA from Cuscuta campestris, 1561 nucleotides. NCBI's taxonomy places the organism in Eukaryota, Viridiplantae, Streptophyta, Magnoliopsida, Solanales, Convolvulaceae. The record is from the annotation of a GenBank genome assembly.